Centropristis striata (black sea bass) is the source of this 3988-nucleotide messenger RNA. RefSeq lists its product as uncharacterized. Lineage: Eukaryota; Metazoa; Chordata; Actinopteri; Perciformes; Serranidae. The transcript is spliced from 4 exons. The record is from RefSeq and is a predicted model, not a curated record. Bases 393 to 1046 code for a protein of 217 amino acids.
UCCAGAGCACACAGCUGAUGGAUAGUGAGUGAAUGACUUUUUGGAUACUGUAAAUAAGGAAUGAUUCACGGCUUUGGAUUUAGUUCUUUCAUUAGUUAAAUUUCAGUGGCUAGUUGGUUUCUGGUUUGCAUACAGCACUGUGGAGACCUUAAGAUCAAAGGUGAUUCAUCAACAUUCCCUCAUGGACUUGACAGACUUGACUCUUGCGCAUGUUUCAUAAAUCCAAUAGCUCUUCAUCAUCUGUGGUCAACCAGAGGUUCUGAAAUAACCAGACGAAAAAAAAGACAGACAGAGGCCAGGAAGUGAGUUCAGAGCAUCUCAAGAGUCUGACUGCAGCAGGUGUCUCACUAUUCCUCCACAAAGACCUUCACAUCAGAGUACCUCAUAGCACAAUGGAAGGCAUCAGGACUUCUCUCUGGCUGUUUCUCCUACUCAACCUGCUGCCCUUCUGUCCAGCUGCUGCAGACCAGGACCUCUCAACCACGCAGCCGUAUCCACACCAAACAGCAGAUCAAGGUGGCAGCUCCAGCCCUGCUGUGGAGCUCAGCCUCACUAACCCCGGCCUCAUAAACUCACUCGACACGGACACCAACGACACUCGUGCAGACUGCUUGAUUGACACCGAGAUGGGUCUGAUUGCUAUAGGUUCAGCUGGGGGACUGAUUGUCUGCCUGCUAGUUGCAACAAUGGUGUUGGCGGUCCAAGUCUACCUAAUUCAGCGGCGGGUUUAUGUCCCCCGGCCUUCCCGGUCCAACAUGGACUUGGUGAGCGGUACGGGCUACUGGGGCAUUGACCAGCCGGAGGCCGGAGGGUUGGUCGGGCCGUGUGAUGCCAGCGUAAUGCUGGAGGAGGUACGAGCAGACAGCAAGAUGGAGGAAGAGAGACAGGCUGGAAUUCAGGAGGAAGGAGAAGAGGCUGGGGCAGGACUUGAGAAAGGGGCCAAGGCAAUGGAGGAGGAGAGGUCCAUUCAGAUGCAGAGCUCCAAUUCCAGGGACUCCUGUCUGGAGAUUCCCAGAGAUCUAGAGAACAUGCCCCUGGUUGUGUGAGUAGGCAACCCCACCUUGGUUAUCUCCAGCCCCAGACACUUCACUCAAGCCAAACAGCAACCAGUUCUGCAUUACAAUACCCAGUCCUUGUAAUGUCUAGACAUUUUGAUACACUUCCAGUGUAAUUUGUUAAAAUUACACCAUUUAGAAAAUAUUAUGUAAAAAAAAAUAUUUGAAAAAUUUGCCUCAAGGGGUUCACAGUGUGUAAAGCAUAUGACACCCUCUGUCUAUGACCCUUGAUAUGGAUAAGGAAGAGCAAAUGAGAAGGUAUUUAUAAUUACAUAUACUUUAGUUGAAAUAAUGAGAAUAUUUUAGAGUUUUUAUUUUUUUGUAAAAGGACUGCAGACAGUCCAACUCCACUGUCCUUCCUGGACAAGUCUUUGGUAAAGAGUAAUGCAGCAAAGAGGUUUUCUUGAGAAACACAAGAAACAAAUAUUUUAAGAAGUCUGAGGUGUACAUUUUUCAUGAGAAUUAGUAAAGUAUAACAUUUAAACACCUAACAUGAUAUGCUAUAUAUUGAAUAUGCUAUAUAAGUGCUAAGCAAAUUCUGUAUUAACUUUAAGACUGCUUGAUUUGGCUCAAUUUUCUGGUUUUAUGAUGUAAAAAAUUGAAGAAACAGACAAAAAGCUAGACCAACAACAAGUAGAUCAACAAACUUUUUAAAGUAUAAAAAGGCCCUCUAGUCCUAAAUUUAGCACCAGGGACCUUGAGUGCUGCCAAAGCCACAUUGUAAUAAAAAGGUUAGAAAAUUGCACUAUCUGCUAAUAGUCCUUGUUGUUAUACAAGUAAUAUGUUUUUGUAAAAUGUGCCUCCUGUCAGUUAAGCUGUUUAUAAUCUCUUACCUUUACUGCAGACCUACUAAUGCUACUGUUCUUUCAUAAUGCAUAAAAAGUUAAAUAAAUAGAUUUUUGCCUCAUGUCAAUGUUUUGUGUUUUACAUGGUAAAUGGACUACACUUGUUUAGCGCUUUUCUAGUCAUAGUUACAACUCAAAGUGCUUUAACACGAUAGAGCAUCAUUCACACACACACAUUCAUAUCAUAUAUUUUAAUUUUUUUAUUUAUUUUCAUUUUAUUUUUUAUUAUCAUUUUAUUGUAUCUUUUCAUUAUUGUUUUAUUUUAAUUAUUAUUAUUUUAAAUAUUUUCCCCCUCCCUAUUUUAGCUGUCUUUCCUACGAGGUUGAUAUAAUAAAUAAAUAAAUAAAAACGUAAUAAGUUUAAUGCAGUAAAAUUUAGUUUUUCAUUUCACAUCCGUUCAUGUCAUCAGGCUGUUGUGUGAAACGUGAUCUACAGUGUUUAGAAGAGCACACUGAGAAUUCACUUCCUGGAAGAGACAAAGAAUGCAUCAACAUUUUAGCAGAGAGUAGGCUUCAUAGUUCCUGCUCUCAUUCAAGGGACUUCCUGAGUCCGAGUUUUACCACUUCAUGUGAUAAAUAAAUCUAUAUAUUGACAGAUUGAUAUAACUAUUUAACUUUAAGAAUUCCUGGCAUGAAACACUGAACGAGUUACUGUGUAGUUAUCGGUGUAAAGUCAUUAGUAAGUACAUUUUUAAUCAUUUGAAUUAUUAAUGUAGCUUUAGAUCACCCCAAUUUCUUGAGCACUUUGGAUUGAUUCUGGAGCUAAAAUGGGGGAAAGUAUCUACACAAAAGAUUAACUUUUUUUCUUUUUUUUUUUUUUUUACAGAAAACUCAAAUAUAUUUACAUGUACAGAUCCCUGCUGUGAAAUUUUCUUUUAAUCAAGUAAAAAUGUUCCCCACAGCUGAAGAGUGAAAAUGUGUCCCGAAAUCUCCCUGAUCUGUGAAAUCUUGUGAUGGAGAGAAUAUAAACCUAUUGCACAUGUAAGUGUUGAAUAUGCAGAAGUAAAUGUGGUGGACCGACCAGCAGCACGGGGACUGUGGUAAAUUAACCCCAUUAGCUAUAACAAAUAGCUGUAAAUAGCACAGGCUAAAUAAAAACACACCACAAAAUGGACCGACUCAUGUUGACUGACACAGAGGUUGGAGUCAGUCUACUUGAGUGCUUAUAUUUGUUUGUCUCAUUGGUUUAAAAUCUGCAGAUGCAAUGUAGCAUGUACAGUUGACCAGAAAAAAAAAAGGUUAACACCCCUCAACACUGAGGUUGCAUUUCUCAAUGUCAGAACAUUUCUCAGGGGAAAUAUUUAUCAAUAUCUGACUUUCAGAAUAGUUUGUCAUAACUAAACUAAAGAUUGUGUGAUACAUCUUUAAAAAAAAAUGGUAACACAUAGUGUUUGCUUACAAGACAGUUAUGCUUCUCUAGUGUGCCAGUGAAAGUGUGGACAACCACCGGCGGAAGGACUGUCAGCCCCACACUCAGCACUUUUCAGCUCCCAGCUGCACCUACUGCUGACUGUCUGGGUCUUUGAACACGGAAACAGAAAUAUACUAUUCAUAUAAGGCUUUGUGGCACAAAGAAAGACACAAAAUUAAAAUGUAUGGUGGAUUCAAUGUGCUUUGUUGGCGUUAAGAACCAUUAGAACCGCCUUCAGCCAAUUUCUUAGAAAAAUAUCUAAAUAACUGUUGUAAUGUGAUUCAUGUUCAGUGUGAAUCUGGAUCCAGGUGACUUGUUAAGCAUCUUUUACAUGAAUUCCAACCAUUCCACUUUAUAAUGACUCCCCUUUUAGUAAGGACAGAAGAAUAUUUAUUUAAACUUUAGCUUAAGCUGCUUAUACUGUAUGUAUACAUCAAACUGUAUUUUUGCACAUGUAUAUUUGCACACUUGCUGAAACUGUUAUCUAUGAGUUACAGCUACUAAUGCACAUGGACCAUACAUUCCGCUUUCUCUAUCAUAGGCUAUGUAUGGUGGGCCCAUGUUUUGUAUAGGUGGAAUAUGUAUGUAUACAUGUGUUGUGGUGUGUUGUGUGUGUUGGUUGCUGGAACACCUAAAGUUCUCUGCUGGGAUGAAUAAAGUAUAUCUUAUCUUAUUACA